Hemibagrus wyckioides is the source of this 2841-nucleotide messenger RNA. RefSeq names its product repetitive organellar protein. The record is from RefSeq and is a predicted model, not a curated record. Bases 155 to 2152 code for a protein of 665 amino acids. Lineage: Eukaryota; Metazoa; Chordata; Actinopteri; Siluriformes; Bagridae. The transcript has 8 exons.
GAUUCAGAGCCCUGAAGUAUGCAGUGAUCAGAUCUGACAGAUGGGUGUGUCUGCACCUAAGGUGUGUGUGUGUGUGUGUGUGUGUAUAAAUAUGUGUUAGUUCACAGAUUGUUCUCUGAAGCAGAACACUGGGACGGCGCUCAGAGCACGAGACAUGUUCAUACUAAUCUGCCGCUACAACCGGGUGUUCGCCUACCCCGGCGAUGAUGUCACGCUGUCCUCUCACCUCUCGCCCGAAACCAGCGCCAUGCCCAUGGAGGUCCGGUGGUUUCGGGGGACGGAAUGCAUUUACAUGUACAGAAACGGGCAGGUGAGCGUCGGGAAGGGCUACGAAGGCCGGGCGAGCCUGUUAACCCGGGAGCUGAGUAGAGGAAAUGUGUCUCUGACCCUGAAAUCCAUCUCACCCCAGGACAUGGGGAUCUACAGCUGUCAGGUGCUUACUGGCUUCAACAAGGUGGAGAAGUCCAUCCAUUUAUAUAUGUCAGGAAUGGAGCCACUUUCACCUGAUCUAAGCCCGACGCUUACAGAAAAGGACAGCAUGAACAUGGAAGAAUCUGUCCUCAUACUUGAGUUAAAGAAAUUACUGCAGCAACGGGAAAAAGAGCUUCAAGAUAAAACCAGAGAUUUGGAAGCCACGACCGAAAUUCUGAAGACCAAGUCAAGUCUCCUGCUGUACAAGGAUGUAGACCUGGAGAAUAUGAGUAAACUGGUCAAUCAGAAAGAGGAACAUGUGAAGACCGUGCUGAGCGAGCUGGAGGCGUGUAAGAGGCAGCUGGGACAGAAGCUGCAGGAGAAGGACGCGGUGGUCGAGGAGCUUCGAGUCCAUCUGCAGGACAAAGAGCACAAACUGGAGGAGGAGAAGAAGAAACAUCUAGGGGAAGGAAUAGAACAGCAGAGUACAGAAAGACUCAAGAACACGGCACAGGAUGCCACAGACACCCAGGAAUCGAUCCAUGUACUCGAGUUGAAGAAUUUACUGCAGAACAAGGAAAAAGAGCUCGAAGAUAAAACUAUGGAGUUGGAGAGCAUGUCUGGAGAACUGACCAGGAUGAUGAAGCUGCUACAAGACAGAGACACGGACGUGCGGAAUUUAGCAAAAGAGCGAGACGAAUGUUUGGAGCACAUGACCAGAGAGAUGGAAAUGUGUUUCCGGGAGCUGGAGACACUGGGACAGAAGCUGCAGGAGAAGAACGCGCAGGUUCAGGAGCUUCGAGUCAUUCUGCAAGAGAAAGAGAGGGAGCUGGAGGAGGAAAAGAAACACGGACAUGUGAUUACAGAGAAUCAAACGGCGGAUGUUUCUCACGUCGUCCUGAGCAGAACAUACCAAACCCCGAAGGAGCAGCUGAAAGAGAUAGAGAGCUGGAUUGCUAAAAAGAGAGAGGAGAGAAGACUGAAAGAAGAGGAGGAGAGGACAGAGGCUCUCGAGAAAGAGUUUCUCGAUUACGUCUCGGCGGUGAAAGAGCUGAUCGGAAAGAAAUACGAGAAGAUCGUGGCUUGGGCCAAGAUGAUGGCCGUGCUUCAGAAAAAGCUAGAGGUGGUAGAGACAGACGAGGAACGGCAGGCGCUGGAGAUGCACCUGAAGGAAGCUUCUGAAAUGCAAAGGCAAGGUGAGGAACAGAUAGAGCAACUGACGGAAGGCAUAGAGGAAAAGAGGAACGCCAUCGAAGAGAAGCACAAGAACGACAUCGAGGAGAUCAGGGAGAAAUACAGCACCGUGUCCAAGAUUGAAGCGGAAACUAACAUCCUGAAAAUCCUCCUUCCGGACAUCCAGACGUACUUUCAGACGAGAAACUCGGACGCUCGGGGAGAAAGACGAACGGCGGAGUACACGCACGUAGACGGGGUGGAAAUCCGUUUAGAGAAGGAGAUCCUGGAAACCGGGACGAUUCCAGUCGAGGGAGAGGUUACCAUAGAAACAGAAGUGGAAGCGGUGAGAUCCGUUAAGAGCGGCCCGGAAAUAAACAACAGCCGAGUUGUGAAGCUCGUGCGCAAAAACGUGACCUGGCAACUUGACGAUCUGCCGAGCGAGGACGAAGGUACGGAAGACGUGAGCAACAAAAUGGUGAACGGUGUGAUAAUCGGAGCGCGAGAAAUGAACGAGCAGGAGGAGGCGUGGGAAGUUGAAACCGGUGAAGAGGACAACGCUCAGUAGACCUACUGAAACUGAAAACUUUUCACAUAGUGAUAGGCGUUAGAUUUGCUAGCUCCAAGCUAGGUGGGUGUGGUCUAAGUAGAAGCAGUUACUGCAACUUUUGAAACUGAUGCUAAUCCAGUGAUACAGACACAGGACAGUCUUUAGGAUUACAGCAGGUACAGCAUCCAUGUCAGAUUAUUUCUUCAGCAGCAGGCAAGUCGUUCCAAGCAGCAGGUAAGACAACAGGGCAUCAGGAUGUGUCGUGUGUCUAAUAAUAAACAUUUUCGUACACUUCAUUUUGCAGUCUUGUGUUCGGAGUGUGUGUGCGCGGUUUUUAUUUCUCAACACUUAUACAAACAUCUACAUCGGCAUUGUCCAGUCGAUUAAAAAUCACAUUAUCACAUUCUUUAGGGGAAACUUGAAUCUUUAGGUUUUAAAGAUUAUCCAGGAUCCCUGCAUCACCCCUGAGGCGCUGGUUCUGUGGCGCGAUCGCAGGGACGGUCGGUCUUUCUGCAAAAGAGACGGGGCUUAAUGUUAAAUCAGUGAUAACUGAACCUGUUAUCACUUAUGUUAUAGCAGCUCUGUUACGACCUCUCGUUUAUCUCUGUCUUGAAGAUCGUAACGUAAGAAAAAUUAAAAUCCCAGCUUGUAUUAUGUAAAAACUUAAAAAGCGCUGAAUAAAUGUUCAAUGGAACAGAACACAGAAA